Molecule: messenger RNA, 1811 nt
Organism: Carassius auratus (goldfish)
Lineage: Eukaryota; Metazoa; Chordata; Actinopteri; Cypriniformes; Cyprinidae
Exons: 3
Coding region: 53-1450 (465 amino acids)
Source: RefSeq, a predicted model, not a curated record
AGAAGUAGGCAGACUUCUUCUUGAAGCAAGGAAGAUUACCCCACUGAGAACAAUGGUAGACUUCAUCAUACCAACUAACUUCAAACAUGUCAUAGCAGCUGUUAAAGUUGUAUCUGGCUAUGAUGAAGAGAAAAACUCCUACCGCAUUCCUUCUUUAGCUCUCAAACUUGGGCAUUCUUUAAACAAGAUAUCUAGCAUUGUUGAGAGCAAUGCCAUGAUGUAUGGAGAUCAUGAGCGUGCUGAGUGUGCCCGAGACUUCAGGAAAAUACACCAGGCAAGGUGGAAUGAGUACAUUUCUGCUGGUGCUAUAACUACAUUGAAAGAAGCCAAGUGGAACACACCACAGAUCAUUCCUUUCACUCAGGAUGUCAAAGUCCUGCACACACAUCUUGAAAAGAAACACAAUGAGCUCCUAAGUAAGCUCAGAUCUUGCCCUUCUGCUGACAGCUACGCUGCUCUAGCCAAGGUCACGCUGUCCCAGGUCAUCCUGUUCAACCGAAGGAGAGAAGGUGAGGUAUCCCGGAUGCUUUUGUCAGCUUUUAAAAGCAGGGAUUCUUCUGAGCUACACGAAGACAUUGCCAUCUGUCUGUCUGAGUUUGAGAGGAAGCUGUGUCUGCACUUCUCAAGAGUUGAGAUCCGUGGUAAACGAGGGAGAAAGGUUCCUGUGCUCCUCAAGCCUUCCAUGGUUUCUGCCAUGGAGCUGCUUGUUGAAACGCGUGAGCUUUGUGGUGUUCCAGCAGAGAAUCCCUUUAUGUUUGCUAGAUGUGGAGCAAUGUCUGCCUACAGAGGAGGAGAGUGCAUCAACAAAGCUGCUUGCGAAUGUGGCAUAAAGAACCCUGAUGCACUGUCAUCAACUAGGCUUAGGAAACACAUAGCAACCAUGUCUAAAAUUCUUAACCUUAAUGAGAAUGAAGCAGACCAACUGGCUGAUUUCCUUGGUCACGAUAUCCGAAUCCACAGACAGUAUUAUCGGUUACCAGAGGGAACACUGCAGCUGGCAAAAAUGAGUAAAGUCCUAAUGGCCAUGGAGAAAGGAACACUGUCUGACUACAAAGGAAAGAAACUUGAUGACAUUGAAAUUGACCCAAAUGAGCAACUUGAGGCCCAAGGUGAUUCCAUGUCAAGUGAUGAGGAGGAUUCCAGUGACCUAUCUCAGACGACAGCACCAGCACCAGUACAGACUGAUCAACCUGUUCAAUCUGAACAAGCUGUUUCACAGGAGGAUCAAGGUUCUUCAAAUGCUCCAAAAAAGAAAUGGGAGGACAGUGAGGUAAAAGCAGUAGAGAGACACAUGAUGAGUUUCAUCAAGACAUGCAAAGUUCCUGGUAAGCAAGACUGUGAAAGAUGCAUUCACGCAGAGCCAGAAGCUUUGAAGCAGGGAACAUGGACUGGUGUGAAAAAUUAUGUGCGGAACAGGAUCACGACUCUUAAAAGAAAGGGUGGUUUGUAGGAAGGCACAAACACUUCAGCACUUUGCACAUUAUGCUCUUUUUGUAGGAAAUGGAGCUAAAUUAAAAGAAAUGAGGAUAAAGGUGUAGAAAUAUUUUGUGGAUGGAAUGAAACAGAAUAUAAAGUGAAAAGUUAGAGUAUAAGAAGGUUAAUGAAGAAGUAGAGGAUAGUAAGAGUCAAUUUUCUUUGUUCAGUUACAAUAUAGUUGGAUGAAAUGUCAUGUUAAACUUUUUGAUAUUUCUGUCAUAGAGGGAGGAGAGAAUGUAAAGAUGAUAAAAAAGGGAAGAGUGAAUAGCUGUGCUGGACAUGGGCUGUGGCUGGAUGUAACUGAUUGGUGAGAGUUGCUGUGUGCAGACGAGAGA